AUGUUCGAAGCUCGUCUUUUACAUGGUUCAAUUUUUGCAAAAGUUAUUGAAGGUCUUCGUGAAUUAGUCAAUGAAGCAACAUGGGAAUGUAGUGGCAAUGGAAUUACAUUACAAGCUAUGGAUAGUUCUCAUGUUGCAUUAGUUUCACUUGUUAUGCGAAGUGAAGGUUUUGAAUCAUAUCGAUGUGAUCGAAAUAUGAGUUUAGGUAUUAGUCUUGUCAGUAUGUCGAAAGUAUUGAA
This is a messenger RNA of Rotaria sordida, 239 nucleotides long. NCBI's taxonomy places the organism in Eukaryota, Metazoa, Rotifera, Eurotatoria, Philodinida, Philodinidae. The record is from the annotation of a GenBank genome assembly.